Arabis nemorensis is the source of this 3732-nucleotide messenger RNA. Lineage: Eukaryota; Viridiplantae; Streptophyta; Magnoliopsida; Brassicales; Brassicaceae. The record is from the annotation of a GenBank genome assembly.
AUGGUUACACACGUUAAACAUGAACCUGGAAUGGAGAACCCUAGCGAGUCUAUCCACUCUCAGACUCCUGAGCAAUUCCAGCUUUCUCAGUUUCAGAAUCAAUAUCAGAACAAUGCAGAUGACCGUCAUGCAGGUUCUCAGAUUCUCCCUGUCACAAGUCAGAGUGAUAUGUGCACAUCAGUUCCUCAAAAUAGCCAACAAACCCAGCAGAUGUUGCACCCGCAGAAUAUGGGCUCAGACUCGAUUAACAGUUUUAGCAACCUCUCUGUUGGAGUGAGAUCAGAAUCUGGUCUGCGUGGUCAGUGGCAAACUCAGUCUCAGGAACAUGCUCAAAUGUCUAAUAGUAUGUCAAACGAACGGCACAUUCAGGAGGAUUUCCGUCAAAGAAUGUCAGGAACGGAUGAAGCUCAACCCAAUAAUAUGUCUGGAGGGUCUAUUAUAGGUCAAAAUCAUGUCACCACUACAUCAGAAUCCCCUAAUCCCCAAAAUCCUAUCGGCACCACUUGUAGGUAUGGAAACGGAAACCAAGAUCCAAGAUUCAGAAAUCAGCAGAAAUGGCUCCUGUUUCUACGCCAUGCUCGUCACUGCAAAGCGCCUGAAGGGAAGUGUCCCGACCGGAAUUGUGUUACUGUUCAGAAGCUCUGGAAACACAUGGACAGUUGUACUGUACCUCAGUGUUCAUUUCCUCGUUGCCGCCCCACAAAGACAUUGAUUACUCAUCAUCGAAAUUGUAAGGAAUCUAACUGCCCUGUCUGUAUUCCUGUGAAGGCCUACUUACAGAACCAGGCAAAUAUACGGUCCCUAGCCCGUCUAAAAAAUGAAAGCAGUGCAACGAGGUCAGUGAAUGGAGCAGGAAUAUCAAAUGAUGCAGUACAGACCUCGGCUGGAGCAAUAUCUUGUGCUUCGCCUGGUGCUGAUAUUUCAGAUCAUUUGCAACCUUCAUUAAAACGGUUGAAGGUGGAGCAGUCUUCUCAACCUGUGGACGUGGAGACAGAAAGUUGUAAAAGCUCAGUUGUUUCCAUAACAGAAGCACAAUCAUCUCAGUACGCUGAAAGAAAAGAUUUUAAGCAUAGUGAUGUACGCGCACCUUCGAAGUAUUUUGAAGUGAAGGCUGAGGUUUCUGAAGUUUCUGUCCAGGCACAACCAGGUUUCAAAGAGACAAAAAUUGGAAUUGUCGAAAAUAUUCCCAAGCAAAGGCCUAUCAGUGAACCUGUUAAACAAGAUUUUUCGGAUGCCUCACCUCGGCAAGAGAAUACCAAAAUGGAGAAAGAAACUGAGCCACUCAAGAAAGAAAAUCUGGCAGAGUCUUCUGAAACUACAUCAAAAUCUGGAAAGCCAGAGAUAAAGGGUGUUUCAUUAACUGAAUUGUUCACUCCUGAACAAGUGAGAGAACACAUCCGUGGUCUCCGUCAGUGGGUUGGCCAGAGUAAAGCCAAAGCAGAAAAAAAUCAGGCAAUGGAGCAUUCAAUGAGUGAGAAUUCCUGCCAACUAUGUGCAGUGGAGAAGCUUACCUUUGAGCCACCACCUAUAUAUUGUACCCCUUGUGGUGCCCGCAUCAAGAGAAAUGCUAUGUAUUACACCGUGGGAGCUGGUGACACUCGUCAUUAUUUUUGUAUUCCAUGUUAUAAUGAAUCCCGUGGGGAUUCUAUACUCGCUGAAGGGACAUCUAUACCUAAGGCAAGACUUGAGAAAAAGAAAAAUGAUGAAGAGACUGAAGAAUGGUGGGUCCAAUGUGAUAAAUGUGAGGCCUGGCAGCAUCAAAUAUGUGCUUUAUUUAAUGGGCGAAGGAAUGACGGAGGGCAAGCUGAGUAUACCUGCCCGUAUUGCUUUAUAGCAGAAGUGGAGCAAAGUAAGAGGAUGCCCUUACCUCAGAGUGCUGUUCUUGGAGCUAAAGACCUACCGAGGACAAUUCUUAGUGACCAUAUAGAGCAGCGGUUGUUUAAGAGGCUGAAGCAGGAAAGAACAGAGAGAGCCAGGGUUCAAGGGAAAAGUUUUGAUGAGAUUCCUACAGCUGAGUCCCUUGUGAUUAGAGUUGUUUCAUCUGUUGACAAGAAGCUGGAAGUCAAACCUAGAUUUCUUGAUAUAUUUCGGGAGGAUAAUUACCCGACAGAAUUUGCAUACAAGUCCAAGGUAGUUCUGUUGUUCCAAAAGAUUGAAGGUGUAGAAGUAUGCUUAUUUGGGAUGUACGUUCAAGAAUUCGGUUCUGAAUGUGCGUUUCCUAAUCAACGCCGGGUUUAUCUCUCGUAUUUGGACUCUGUUAAGUACUUCAGACCUGAGGUUAGAUCGUAUAACGGGGAGGCUCUGCGCACUUUCGUUUACCAUGAAAUUUUGAUUGGUUACCUUGAAUACUGCAAGUUGCGUGGUUUCACGAGCUGCUACAUAUGGGCUUGUCCACCACUGAAGGGCGAGGACUAUAUCUUAUAUUGUCAUCCGGAGAUUCAGAAGACGCCAAAAUCUGAUAAAUUACGAGAGUGGUACUUAGCAAUGUUGAAAAAAGCUUCAAAGGAGGGCAUUGUUGCAGAAACUAUAAAUCUCUAUGACCAUUUUUUUAUGCAAACUGGUGAAUGUAGAGCUAAAGUCACAGCAGCGAGGCUCCCGUAUUUUGAUGGUGACUACUGGCCAGGUGCAGCGGAGGAUCUUAUAUACCAAAUGAGUCAAGAAGAAGAUGGCAGAAAGGGCAAUAAGAAAGGAAUGCUUAAGAAAACAAUUACAAAAAGGGCUCUAAAAGCUUCUGGGCAGACUGAUCUAUCUGGGAAUGCAUCCAAGGAUCUGCUGCUAAUGCAUAAACUUGGUGAGACCAUUCACCCAAUGAAGGAAGACUUCAUCAUGGUCCACUUGCAGCCUUCUUGCACGCAUUGCUGUAUGCUGAUGGUAUCUGGAAAUCGUUGGGUCUGUAGCCAGUGCAAACACUUCCAGAUUUGUGAUAAGUGUUACGAGGCUGAACAGAGGCGUGAAGACAGGGAGAGGCAUCCUGUUAAUUUUAAGGAUAAACAUGCGCUGUAUCCUGUUGAGAUUACGGAUAUUCCCGCAGAUACGAGGGACAAAGAUGAGAUACUAGAAAGCGAGUUUUUCGACACUAGGCAAGCGUUUCUGAGUCUUUGUCAAGGGAACCAUUACCAGUAUGACACGUUGAGGCGGGCAAAACAUUCGUCGAUGAUGGUCCUUUAUCAUCUGCAUAACCCAACUGCUCCUGCCUUUGUCACAACCUGCAAUGCAUGUCACCUUGACAUUGAAACCGGUCAAGGCUGGCGCUGUGAAGUAUGUCCAGACUACGAUGUGUGCAAUUCCUGUUACUGUAGAGAAGGUGGAGUUAAUCAUCCUCACAAGUUGACUAAUCAUCCAUCUCUAGCUGAUCAAAAUGCUCAGAACAAAGAAGCAAGGCAAUUGCGAGUUUUGCAGCUUAGGAAAAUGCUCGAUCUUCUGGUACAUGCUUCACAAUGUCGAUCCGCAAAUUGUCAAUAUCCGAAUUGCCGGAAAGUGAAAGGGCUAUUCCGACAUGGCAUACAAUGCAAAGUUCGCGCUUCAGGAGGUUGUGUUCUAUGCAAGAAAAUGUGGUAUCUCUUGCAACUCCACGCUCGGGCCUGCAAGGAAUCUGAGUGCCACGUACCUCGUUGCAGGGACCUCAAGGACCAUCUGAGAAGAUUACAGCAGCAAUCAGAUUCACGACGUAGAGCAGCAGUAAUGGAAAUGAUGAGACAAAGAGCUGCAGAAGUCGCUGGGAGCUCAAGUUAA